AUGGCUCAAUACAGACCAUUACGUGUUUGUAAGUGUGGCAAAUGUGAAUGUGAUCUUGCUACAGCUCAAGAGCAGGAUCGUGAAGCUGAAAAAGUCCAUGAGUUUCUCUUUGGACUAGAUGAUAACUAUCGCACUGUGCGAUCAACUCUGGUUUCUCGGACUCCUCUUCAGCCUUUGGAGGAGGUUUACAACAUUGUGCGCCAGGAGGAGGAUCUUAAAACCACAGUUCGCCACAGUGAAGAGAUGCCAGAAGUGACGGCUCAUGCAGUUCAGGCGAGACCACGCAUGACUGUUGCUCGCAGUGAUACUCCUGACAACUCUGUGCUUUGCAAGCAUUGUCACAGAUCCGGUCACUCUUCUGAUUCAUGUUUUGCAGUGAUUGGGUAUCCGGAGUGGUGGGGAGAGAGACCACGUAGCAGAAUCACACAAGGACGAGGAAGAGGAGGAAUUGUUGGAGCUGCACCAGUUGGACGUGGGCGUAACGUCAAUUACGCUAAUGCCGUCCAGGUCCCUGCUCCUCCAACUAACGAAAUUGUGAAUUACACAAUCACAGAUCGCGAUCGUGAUGGUGUGAGCGGACUUAAUGAUGCACAAUGGCGUGCGUUGAUGAAUCUAUUGAAUGGUGGGGCAAACACAAGCUCAGAAAAACUCUCGGGUAAGUCCACAAUCCCUUCUUGGAUAAUGGAUACCGGAGCCUCUCACCAUAUCACGGGGAAUUUUUCUUUGUUAACGGAUGUGAGGAAUAUGGAUCCUGUUCUAAUCAUAUUGGCUGAUGGUAGAGAAAGAAUUUCAAUAGUACAAGGGACGGUUCUUUUGGGUUCACAUCUGAUAUUGAAAUCGGUAUUCUUUGUCGAGGGAUUUCACACGGAUUUGAUAUCUGUAGGACAGUUAAUGGAUGAGAAUAACUGUGUUGUUCAACUCGCUGAUCAAUUCCUUGUCGUCCAGGACCGCAUUUCGAGGAUGGUGAUUGGAGCGGGUAAACGGGAAUCUGGAACCUUCAGCUUCCGCAGAGCAGAGUUGAGUGCUUCGGUGAGGACUUGCGAUGACAAAAGCUAUGAGUUGUGGCAUCAUAGGUUGGGUCAUCCGUCUGCUCAAGUUGUUGGUUCACUUCCUCAUGUUUCUGUUUCUGUUUCUGAUGUUUCCAAUAAGGCGUGUGAUGUGUGUUUCCGUGCCAAGCAAACUCGUUCUUCUUUUCCGACUAGUAUCAAUAAGACUACUGAAGCUUUUCAAUUGAUUCAUUCUGAUUUGUGGGGUCCUUAUCGGACAACAUCAAACUGUGGAGCACGAUAUUUUCUUACGAUCGUUGAUGAUUUCUCUCGCUGUGUCUGGAUUUAUCUCCUCUCUGACAAAACAGAGGCACCAAUACAAUUGAGAAAUUUCUUCUCGAUGGUUGAAAGACAAUUCAACAGAAAAGUGCAAACUUUUCGGAGUGAUAAUGGGACUGAGUUCACAAGUCUCACAAAUUACUUUCUCCAACAUGGUAUUCUCCAUAAGACUUCUUGCGUGGGAACUCCACAGCAAAACGGAAGAGCAGAACGCAAGCAUCGCCAUAUUCUCAACGUUGCCCGAGCUUUGCGUUUUCAAUCAAAUUUACCGAUUGAAUUCUGGGGAGAGUGCAUUCUCACCGCAGGAUACUUGAUGAACAGAACACCGAGUGCAGUGCUUCAAGGGAAAACACCAUUUGAGAUGCUGUAUCAAAAAGUUCCAGAUUAUACACAUCUACGGGUUUUUGGGAGUUUAUGUUACUCUCAUAAUCAAGCACACAAAGGAGAUAAAUUUGCCUCGAGAAGUCGCAAAUGUGUGUUUAUAGGCUAUCCAUACGGGAAAAAGGGGUGGCGUUUGUUUGAUUUGGAGAAACAAGAGUUCUUUGUCUCUCGGGAUGUCGUCUUCUUCGAAAAUCAAUUUCCCUUUUCCGAUGAACCACAGAACAUCACGACAACAAUCAGUAAUGAGGAAGGAGUUCUUUGGGCUCCAAUUAGUACAGGCCCGUUUGUAGAAGAAGAAAACAGGCCCAACAACUCAUUGUCUCCAUUGGUCAGCCCAAUAGAAACUCCAAUCGAAGAAAACAUUAUGUCGACUCCGUCGUCUCCUUCUCCAACUCCUCUUCAUGAUAACUCUGCACAGUUGUCGCCUGAUUCACCUCCGGCAACCGAUUCCUCACCAUCUCCAUCUCCGACAUUAACUUCUGAUCCGCCGUCUCCAUCUCCCGUUCCUCCUCCUCCAGCGGAAUUACUUGGUCGUGGACAAAGACGGAAAACUCAAUCUGUCACAUUGCGAAAUUAUGUGACUAACAAUGCUCAGACCCAACUUCUCGACAAAUCAGGUGCUAAAACUCUUUACCCAAUCGCGAAUUACGUCUCUUCUGGUAGGUUUUCGGUUUCCCAUCGUGCUUACCUUGCUGCAAUUGUUGAGAAUGUUGAACCGAGAUCUUUUAAGUUGGCUUUUUCGAAUAUACGAUGGAGGCACGCGAUGCGUGUCGAGGUAGACGCGCUGGAAGAAAACCAAACUUGGACCCUAGAGGAGUUACCACCUGGAAAACGAGCCAUUGGAAGCAAAUGGGUCUAUAAAAUCAAGUACAAUUCUGAUGGUACUAUCAAUGCUACAAAGCCCGAUUAG
Messenger RNA from Microthlaspi erraticum, 2616 nucleotides. The record is from the annotation of a GenBank genome assembly. NCBI's taxonomy places the organism in Eukaryota, Viridiplantae, Streptophyta, Magnoliopsida, Brassicales, Brassicaceae.